ACCGUACUAUGCUUACGUCGCACGGGACUGACCCAAGACGAAAGGAGUUGAGAUUCUGAUGUAAUGAUUAACAGAGCACAAUGAGGAGACUGAAUAGAAAGGAAACAUUGAAGGUUGUUAAAGAAUUGGACGCUUUCCCCAAAAUACCAGAGGAUUAUGUCCAGACAACAUCUGCUGGAGGAACAGUAUCAAUCCUGACUUUCAUGAUGAUCGCUGGUCUUGUGGUCUCAGAAUUCAUGUAUUAUUUCGACUCUAGAAUGAAGUACAGUUAUGAUGUGGAUAAUGACUUCAACACAAAACUACAGAUCAAUAUCGACAUUACUGUGGCGAUGAAAUGUGACUAUAUAGGAGCAGAUGUAUUAGAUUCAGCAGGAGAUUCGGCCAUGUUUAAAUUCAGUGGAAGAUUAAAAGAGGAACCUACAACUUUUGAGAUGACUCCAGAACAAAAAUCUUGGCAUAGGACAUUACAGACUGUUAGAAAGGCUUUAAGCGAAGAACAUGCUAUACAAGAUUUAUUAUUUCAAACAGGAUUUAGUAGUAAACAAUCACAGCCAAGGAAGGUUGAUACAGGCAAAAGACCUGAUGCAUGUAGGUUAUAUGGCUCACUCACAACAAAUAAGGUUUCUGGUAAUUUUCAUGUAACAAUUGGUAAAAGUAUACCCCACCCUCGAGGCCACGCCCAUCUAGCACUUAUGAUAGAUCCAAGUAAUUAUAAUUUUUCUCAUCGGAUAGAUCAUUUUUCAUACGGUACUCCUGUACCUGGUAUAGUGAACCCAUUAGAUGGAGAUCUCAAGGUUACUAAUGAAACUCUUCAAAUCUACCAGUAUUUUAUUCAGAUUGUACCAACUAAAGUCAAAACAAGAGCAGCUAAGGCUGAUACACACCAGUAUGCCGUCACUGAACGGGAGCGUGCUAUAAACCAUGGUGCAGGUAGCCAUGGGAUUGCAGGGAUAUUCUUUAAAUAUGAGUUAUCAUCUCUUGUCAUCUCAGUAGAAGAAGUUUAUGAUCCUUUCUGGAAACUUCUUGUUAGACUCUGUGGUAUUGUGGGUGGUGUUUUUGCUACAUCAGGUAUUAUCAAUAGUUUGAUGGGUUUUCUUAUGGAUGUAAUAUGUUGCAGAUUUAACAAAUUCAAAUCGGAAAAAUCAAAUCAGGCACCAUUACCAGGUCAUCAUUUAGAUAUCAAUCAAUCUCCUACUGCUCCUGGUAUCCUUCCAUCAUCAUCAGUUCUCAGUUGACAUGCUAGGCAAGGCUCUCUUCUUCAAGAGAUGGUAAUGCUAAUUGAUAAAUGUCAAGUCCACUUCAGAAAAUGUUGAUUUGAAUCAAUAGAGAAA
Messenger RNA from Lytechinus variegatus (green sea urchin), 1331 nucleotides. RefSeq names its product endoplasmic reticulum-Golgi intermediate compartment protein 2-like (gene ergic2). Gene Ontology annotation, biological process: retrograde vesicle-mediated transport, Golgi to endoplasmic reticulum; endoplasmic reticulum to Golgi vesicle-mediated transport. Gene Ontology annotation, cellular component: membrane; COPII-coated ER to Golgi transport vesicle; endoplasmic reticulum. The transcript has 11 exons. The record is from RefSeq and is a predicted model, not a curated record. Bases 81 to 1235 code for a protein of 384 amino acids. Lineage: Eukaryota; Metazoa; Echinodermata; Echinoidea; Temnopleuroida; Toxopneustidae.